This is a messenger RNA of Sinocyclocheilus grahami, 2089 nucleotides long. RefSeq names its product F-BAR and double SH3 domains protein 2-like. Gene Ontology annotation, molecular function: protein binding. NCBI's taxonomy places the organism in Eukaryota, Metazoa, Chordata, Actinopteri, Cypriniformes, Cyprinidae. The transcript has 12 exons. Gene Ontology annotation, biological process: neuromuscular synaptic transmission; regulation of actin filament polymerization. The coding region runs from base 1 to 1425 and encodes 474 amino acids. The record is from RefSeq and is a predicted model, not a curated record. Gene Ontology annotation, cellular component: neuromuscular junction; recycling endosome.
AUGGAAAAACACAAUCAACCACAGUGGCCGAAUGUAGAGCAGGUGACACAGGAUAUCCACCAACAGGUAUUCAUUCAGGACAACCCAGUGUUUCAGAAAGCCGCCCCCUUCCAGUACCAGCCUUGUGAAAAUGAUUCGGUCAGGGAACUGCUGAAGGAGAGUGGCACGGCUGAAGAACACAGUCUGAAUAAAGAAGCUAGGAAAUGGGCCACACGUGUGGCCAGAGAACACAAGAACAUCAUCCAUACGCAGCAGAUUCUUUCGGAGUACGAAGAGUCGCAUCAACAGGACCAGAAUAACAACGAGCUAGAACUGAAAAUGGACGAUGCAAGAGAAUGCAUUCGGAAAUCCGAGACAAUGAAAGUGAAGGCAGAGGAGCGUCUGAACCUCCUUCGAGACAUUGGUGUGGCUGUAGACGUCUGGCUGAAGAGCGCCAUGAACCAAGUGAUGGAGGAACUGGAGAACGAGAGAUGGGCGGCCCUCAAUACCCACGAUGCUUCAUUCUCUCACUCUGUAGAUUUUGACAGAGAACAUGAUGAGGACACAGAGAUGCUAGACGACAGCAGCUCCAGCCCCUCCAGCACUCACAGGAACUACCCUCUCACCUGCUCUGUGCUCUACUCGUAUCAGGCAUCCCAGCCUGAUGAGCUCACAAUCCAGGAACAGGAAAUACUGGAGCUAAUUGAUGAUGGAGACAUGGAGGACUGGGUUAAGGCUAGGAACAGAGAAGGGCAGGUGGGAUAUGUGCCGGAAAAAUACCUGCAACUCCCAACCUCCAGCUCUCUAUUGAGGAUGCUCCAGUCUUUCUCCAGCAUAGACACCCAAUCACACACCUCCAGCACUUCUGCAGAACAAGAGCCAGAAAUAGAGACACUCACCCAGAGCAGCCCGAACACUCAUGGCAGCGCCAUAAAUCUGGCCAGGGCUCUGUAUGCCUACGAGGCUCAGACAGAGGACGAGUUGUCUUUCCCCGAGGGAGCCGUUCUUUACAUUCUCAGCAAACACAACCAAGAAGAUGAUGGGUUCUGGGAGGGCGAGUUCAAUGGCGCAGUGGGCGUCUUUCCCGCAGUAUUAGUGGAGGAUCUGUGCAGACCGGAGAGUGCACAAACACACAAGAGCAUGAACGUGCAGGUGUCUCUGUCAGUUCUGGAUCAAGCGGCUAGUCUACCCACAGUGUUUCCAUCCUGUAGAAGUCCAGAUUCCGUUUCGCUGCCAUCUUUGAGCAGCACACUCACUUUAAACUGCUAUCAAACCCCAGAACCCCCCAAAAUCUCGAGCCACAGUCACACCCACAUCCUAUCACCCAGAUCCCCAGGAGAAGGCGGGUCGGGCCUGAGACCUGUACGAGCUGCUCCACCUCCACCCAAACAGCAGGCACAGGGCCAGGUGCAGAAGAGAGAAGAGGUGGAGAUCACACUGGUUUGAGUGACACUUUGAGGCACAUUUUACAAAUUGACGUUGCCAUGCUUGGAUCCGAUGCAGGGUGGACGUUCUGAAACUUUUUGAAGAUAGGGAUGCACAAGCUGACCAUUAUGGUUCCAGUCCUCCUCCUCCAGUUUUUUUUGAGGGCAAUUAAAACAGACAAGGCCUAAAUGUUUUAAUGUAUGGACAUGCAAAAGCAGGCUUUACUAAAACUACAAAGAGACUUUAAAGGGAAAAGUGGCAAUUUCAGUGUUUACUUUGUAUGUAUGAUUAUAUAUUCUGUCCAUAAACAAUUUAGGGCUAACAUGUUUAGAUGCAUAUCAUAGUUUUUAGCUUAUCUGUAACUUUAUUGUCAGUAUUUUAUUUGUCUGAUCAGACAUUAUUUGAAUGAAUAUUCAUAUAUUUUGUAGGUAUUGUAAAUUCCAGGAGGCUAAACUCAACCUGAGCACUUUCGAUUUAGUUUGUAGUGCAUUACAGUAUUUUGUUUUAUUUUGGAAAUUCUCGCGUUUUCUUUAUUUUUGUAUAAUCUUAAAAAAGACAUAGGGAGAUGCUGAGAGACAUUCUUUUUUAGUUUCAGAGCGUUUAAGUUUAAAAAAAAAAAUAGUUCACCAAAAAAUGAAACUUUUGUCAUCAUUUAUCUGUCUUCAUCUUAUUCCGUAGGAAAUUA